Strongyloides ratti is the source of this 1143-nucleotide messenger RNA. RefSeq names its product WD repeat domain 31. Gene Ontology annotation, molecular function: protein binding. The transcript is spliced from 4 exons. Bases 1 to 1143 code for a protein of 380 amino acids. The record is from RefSeq and is a predicted model, not a curated record. NCBI's taxonomy places the organism in Eukaryota, Metazoa, Nematoda, Chromadorea, Rhabditida, Strongyloididae.
AUGCCUAUUUCUAUUGGAAAAUUUUUUUCACGAUUUAAAGAUAUUAACGAUCAAUUUCAUGGAAAUAGUUAUACUUCUAUUUCUACUCAAGAUCCAAAUGAUGUAUUAAUUAGUCAAGAAAUUAACAGAAUUCCUACAUCAUAUUCUAUGAGUUUUCUUGAAAAAAAAACAUUUUUUACACCAUCAGUACAUGAUGGUACUGUUGGUUGUUUAGCUGCUGUAAGACCAGGAAUGGUUAUAAGUGGUGGUUCUGAUUCCGUUAUAUCAUUAAAUAAUAUUGACACUGGUAAAUGUGUAUUAAAAUGGUUAGGACAUUUAAAUGAAAUUACAAAAGUAGGAUAUAAAAAUACUGGAGGAAAACAUUAUAUAUUAUCUGGAUCUCGUGAUGCUACUUUAAAAUUAUGGCAAUUUAAUAAACAAACAACUGAACAAACUUUUAAGGGACAUAAUUUAACUAUAACAGGACUUGCAAUACUUGAAGAUGGUAAGAUAAUAUCAGGCUCAAGAGACACAACAUUAAAAUUAUGGGAUAUAAAUACUGGAAAAAUAAUAUACCAAGUUGAAAGAUCUCGUAACUUAGUAACUCAUAUGAGCUUAUCUAGUGCAACAAAUAAAAUAGCUCAAAGUUCCGAGGAUAAAGAAAUCAAAAUAUGGGAUGUUAAAAAUUUAGAAUUAAUUAAUGUUAUGCCAAAAAAAAAUCAUAUACAAACACAUGUUGAUAUAAGUACAGAUGGUUUUUAUUGUUUGUCAACAUCAAAUGGUUUUAAUGGUGAUGGAUGUGAAAUAACAUUAUGGGAUUUGAGGACAAAUAAAAUUUUAAGGGAAUUUAAAGGUCAUGAAACAUCUGUUACAUCAGCAGUUUUUUUACCACAACAAAUAACAUGGAAAAAAUUAAUGUUAAGUACAUCAGCUAUGGGAACUGUUAAGAUAUGGAAUAUAGAUGAUGGAAAUUGUGUAUGGACAGAAGAACUUCCAAUAAAAUGUGACAUAUUAGCUGGUGUUGGAUUUAAUGAUGGAAAUAUUGUAGUUUCCGGAACCAGUGGAGUUUUAUGUCAUUUAUGUUUACUUGGUAGAGCUGGAAGACCAUAUCUUAAAACUAUAUCUAUCCAAACAGACUCAAUGAUUUCUGAAAAAACAGUUUAA